Molecule: messenger RNA, 1212 nt
Organism: Fusarium vanettenii 77-13-4
Lineage: Eukaryota; Fungi; Ascomycota; Sordariomycetes; Hypocreales; Nectriaceae
Exons: 4
Coding region: 1-1212 (403 amino acids)
Molecular function (GO): saccharopine oxidase activity; sarcosine oxidase activity; flavin adenine dinucleotide binding
Source: RefSeq, a predicted model, not a curated record
AUGAGCAAGCCUUCUGUUCUCAUCAUUGGCGGCGGUGUCUUUGGCACUUCUACCGCGUACCACCUCUCACUUCGAGAAUAUCAUUCCAUCAAGGUCCUGGACCGGUUCGACGCGCCAUCCAAGGACUCAGCCGCAACGGAUCUGAACAAGGUCAUCCGUGUCGACUACCCUGAGCCAUUAUACACGAAGCUAGGUCUCGAGGCUUUGGGUGCCUGGAAAGAUCCCAGCUCCGUCCUUGCCGGCCUGUAUCAUGAAUCCGGAGUCAUGUUCUCCGGGGAAGAGCCGACGCACGCGUGGCUCGAGACAACGCGCAAGACGAUGCUACAAGCAGGACGCAAAGGCGUCAAGUACAUGACAAGCCAGGAGAUUGGGCAGAACUGGCCGGCAGUCACGGGCAAGUUCCCCAACUGGCUGAACCUUUGGAGCCCGGCAGGUGGGUGGGUGCCUUCGGGUGAAGCUCUCCUCCGGAUGGCCAAUGCUGCCCGAGCCAACGGCGUCGAGUACAUAUCCGGCGAUGCAGGCUACGCUAGGCAACUCGUUUACGAUGGUAAUAAGAAGUGCAUUGGCGCAAUCUGCAAUGAUGGUUCCUUUCAUCAAGCAGACAUUGUAGUCAUUGCGGCGGGUGCCAACACGGCUACUCUCGUGGACGCAAGGAACGAGGUUGAAGCACAAUGUUCAGCGAUUUGUGUUCUACAGCUGAAUCCAGACGAGAUAGAGAACUGCCGUGCGAUUACAAACUAUAAGAACAAGAUUCUCCCCGGUGCCUCCAUUCUUCACUCGACUGGAGACUACCCUUUUGAUGGCUGCCCCAGAGAGAUCGAGGGCGAAAUCAGAUCCUUCGUUCGGGACACGGUGCCCGAGCUUGCUGACCGCCCCUUCAUUUCAACCAAGCUAUGCUGGGAUGGUGUGGCGAAGGACCUCAACUUCCGGGUUUGCCCCUACCCCAAGACGACGGGCCUCUAUGUUGCCACCAUCGGGUCGAACCACGGCUUCAAGUUCUUGCCCGUCAUUGGGAGAUACGUGGCGGACAUGCUCGAAGGCAAUCUCGGCAAGGAGUGGUCUGACCUCUGGGCCUGGAAAGACGGGAGAGUGCCAGGGGGGAAGCCCGACCCCUAUCCCUUCCCACUCAGAGACCUUUCUGAACUCGAUGGUUGGAAGGAUAAGCAUAGCGCUGGGGGAGGCAGGCUACCCUGGACAUGGAGCCGUUUGUAA